AUUAUCGUAGAGUCGCGUAUCGACGUUGAGAAUAUCACGUCCCGCACCAUACUCAGUCAAAUGAGGCUAAUGCCUCUACUCGGUAGAGACCUGGAGGGACGCUUAGACUUCUGGUGUGAGAGGUUUGUCCCAGGGUCCGAUAUGGUAGCAUCGUUGUUUGCAGCGUCAAGGCAGGUAGUUGACAUCUGUUGGGUUAUGACCAAUAACACUGAACACCAGUAUCGUAACCAGUGGACGAACUUCUUUGCUCGUGCCGCGGAUACCCUCUUAUGCUGCAGUAUCUCCAUUAAAAUGGAAUCGCAAGAUCUCAGCCGUUCAGAUGUAGAUGUCCUAAUCCGCGAUGCUGCAAUGAACAUCAAGUGCGAGUUCCCAGCAGUAGAGCUGCGAAGCGUUAUCGAGUCUAUUCCUAGUGCGUUUGGCGACAGCAACGAGGACACUGACUGGCUAAAAGUGCCGAUUGUCGAGACGACCGCGCGGGGACUGAAGAAGAACAAGAACAAGCGAAGGGUAGACGAGAUGCCUGGAGUGUUUCACAAAGAGGGUAGCCUUGCUUGAGCGUACUCAUCUCUACAUAGCAUAUAAGUGGAUGACAAGGAGGAAGUGGCGCUGUAUUCUUCACGUGUGGCUCCUACAAGCUGCAAAUACACGAUCAAGACGUACGAAAGAGUGCACGCAAGGCGCAUACAACUAGGAUUUCAGGCACGAGAUUGCU
This is a messenger RNA of Dothidotthia symphoricarpi CBS 119687, 712 nucleotides long. RefSeq lists its product as uncharacterized. NCBI's taxonomy places the organism in Eukaryota, Fungi, Ascomycota, Dothideomycetes, Pleosporales, Dothidotthiaceae. The record is from RefSeq and is a predicted model, not a curated record. Bases 61 to 555 code for a protein of 164 amino acids. The transcript is spliced from 2 exons.